UGGCCAUGAGCUGGGCUGUGGGAGUCCUGAGGCCCAGCCGGAGAGUGAGCGCUGUGAGAGCGAAUUUCCUGUCUCCGGGGAUGGCGCCGAGUCCCCGCCAGGCGGCGGGCAGCCCCCUCGGGAGGGCCGGGCCCAUCACCCCCGUGUCCAAGAUGGCGACCGUCAGGUCUGAGCUUCUGAAGAACUUGGCCUCGGAGGAGGCCGUUCACCGCAGUAAGGUCUCCAUUGUGGGAACCGGCGCGGUUGGCAUGGCCUGUGCUGUCAGCAUCCUGUUGAAGGGCCUGAGUGAUGAACUUGCCCUAGUGGACCUGGAUGAGGGCAGGCUGAGGGGGGAGACGAUGGAUCUUCUGCACGGCAGUCCUUUCCUGAAGAUGCCGCAUGUUGUGUCCAGCAAAGAUUACCUCGUCACUGCCAACUCCAGCCUCGUGAUUAUCACGGCAGGGGCGCGCCAGGAACCAGGAGAGUCGCGCCUUAAUUUAGUCCAGCGGAACGUGAGCAUCUUUAAGUUGAUAAUCUCCAACGUUAUCCAGUACAGCCCUCGCUGCAAGCUGAUUGUGGUUUCCAAUCCGGUGGAUAUCUUAAGUUACGUAGCCUGGAAGUUGAGUGCAUUUCCCCAAAGCCGUGUUAUUGGAAGUGGUUGUAACCUGGACACUGCCCGUUUCCGUUUCUUGAUUGGGCAGAGGCUCGGGAUCCACCCCGAAAGCUGCCAUGGGUGGAUCCUGGGAGAGCACGGAGACUCCAGUGUCCCUGUGUGGAGUGGAGUGAACAUCGCUGGGGUCUCUCUGAAGGAUCUGAACAGAGAUAUAGGCACUGACAAAGAUCCUGAGCAGUGGGAAAGUGUCCACAAGGACGUGAUUGCCAGCGCCUAUAAGAUCAUUAAAAUGAAAGGUUAUACUUCCUGGGCCAUUGGCCUCUCUGUAGCCGAUUUAUCCGAAAGUGUUUUGAAGGAUCUUAGGAGAGUGCAUCCAGUUUCCACCGUAAUUAAGGGUCUCUAUGGAAUAAAUGAAGAAGUGUUCCUCAGCGUUCCUUGUGUCCUGGGAGAGAGUGGCAUUACAGACCUUAUAAGGGUAAAGCUGACCCCUGAAGAAGAGGCUCGUCUGAAGAAGAGUGCGGAAACGCUGUGGGAGAUUCAGAAGGAGCUCCAGCUUUAA
Molecule: messenger RNA, 1151 nt
Organism: Ceratotherium simum simum (southern white rhinoceros)
Lineage: Eukaryota; Metazoa; Chordata; Mammalia; Perissodactyla; Rhinocerotidae
Source: RefSeq, a predicted model, not a curated record